Rotaria sp. Silwood2 is the source of this 1719-nucleotide messenger RNA. Lineage: Eukaryota; Metazoa; Rotifera; Eurotatoria; Philodinida; Philodinidae. The record is from the annotation of a GenBank genome assembly.
AUGAAUAAUACUGAAACAAAUUCAACGAUGACAUCAAUUUUAAAAACUCCAAGUCAAGAUGCUCAAGGUCACUGGUAUGAAUUACUUUCACCAACACAAGUAUUGACUGGACAACAGCAACAACAGGAACCAGAACAACCACAGGAGCAUCAUAAAGAGGAAAAGAAGAGAAAAUGUCGUGGUGAUCGAAAAGCACAACGGCGACGUCGACGACUUCGUCGAAAAGGUAUAGAUCCAGAUACAAUUACACAAACAGUUAAUGAAAAAUUAAAUUCUCAACAACAACAAUGUGAUGAAGCAAUACAAGAAGAUAUGCGAGAUGAAAUACAAGUAUCUGCACCACUCGAUCGAGUUUCUCAAUCGACACAACAUAAAGAUAAACAUGAUGAUAGUACAGUAAAUGAAUCAAUAAAACGCAAAAGAAUUGAAAAAUCAUCAAAACAAUCAUCGAAUACAAUUGAUAAAUCUUUAAGUCAAUUAUCUAUUUCACAACCAUCACCGAAGAAACAAAAGACGAUAAAUAAUCACGUUGAUCAAAUUGAACAAGUAACAACAAAUGGAAUAUCAAAAAAGGAAAAUUCGAAAUCCAAAAAACAAAUUAAUCAUAAUAAUGAUGAUUCCUAUAUACCUGAUUAUUUAAAAGUAUCAAAUCGUAUAUUUAGACAAAUGUUAAUUAGUUCAUUAGAAGGUGCUGAUAAAAUUGUGAAACGACUAAAUACAAGUGGAAAAAUUAAUUAUAUUCGUCAAUAUGCUUAUUUAAUUCAUCGUCUAUUUUAUGUACAGUUACAAGAAGAACAAUGGAAGUAUUAUUAUGAUAUAGGUAUGGAAGAAAAUAUUUGGUCAGGACGUGUAUCUAAAAAAUGGGCUGCAAUGAAUAGUAUGAUUUAUACUUAUGGUCGAUCAAAAACAUUAAUUUUACAACGUUUAAAAACUAUACAACGACAACUUCAACAAGCAUCAGAAGCAUUAAAACAAUUUGCCAAUGAACCAUUACCUCCAUGUCUAUCUGAAAUGAAUCCUCCAUUAGACUUUACCACAUUAUCCGGAAUGGUUACAGCACUUGUCCGAAAAGGUCAACAUAAAUUAAAACAACAAUUUGAAUAUAAUAAAAAAAUGUUAAUGCUUGACUCAACAGAUCAUCGUUUAGUACAAACAGUUUAUGAUUUUAAACCAAGUCAACAACAAAUUCGUUCAAUUCGUAAUCUAUGGAAAGCAAUCUAUGAUAAAAAACAAAUGGAAGAACAAAUUCAAAUAUUAAAACAUCGUAUUCAUUCCAAUUGUUUACCACCAGCCUUCAAUCUUCUUGAUUAUUCGCUUGAUAAAAUUGAUAAAAUACUUAACCGAUCAAAACAAUCUUCGACUACUGAUGAUGAUAGCAAACAACAAACUAUAUUAGCUGCUCGACGAUUAAAAAAAGUUGGUCGAUUUAAAUAUGAUUUACUUGAAUUAAGUAUUGCAGCUGGUGAAGAAAAAGUACGAUAUUAUGAAAAAAUAGCAAAAAAAGAAAAAAAGAAAUUAAUAAUGAUUACAGAUAAAUUAAAGAAACAGGAUUCCAAUUCUGAUGCAUUCAAACAAUUAAUGGCAGCUACAGAAGCACGUGAAAAACAUAUGAUUGAACGAGCUGAUUAUAUUACACAACGACAAUUAAAAUCUUUUUUCGACGAAGCUCCGGCGUCACAAGACGAUACAAUGAAGAACGAUGGCGUCGGAGCAAAUUAA